Messenger RNA from Vigna umbellata (rice bean), 390 nucleotides. NCBI's taxonomy places the organism in Eukaryota, Viridiplantae, Streptophyta, Magnoliopsida, Fabales, Fabaceae. The record is from RefSeq and is a predicted model, not a curated record.
AUGUUUGUUCUGGUUGCAAGUCAUGGAGAGGAGGAAAAAGGGGCAGAAGGCAUUGCUGCUGUGGAUUUUCGAGGCCACCCAGUAGGCAAGACAAAAACUGGAGGAUGGCUAGCAGCAGGGCUCAUCUUAGGUUCACAUUCAUCUCAAUCCAUAGAAAUUGGAGUCAUGCCAAGAAUAUGUGUGAUGGGCAUAGCCAUGAAUUUAGUGACCUACUUGGUUAGAGAUUUGAAUCUCCCUUCACCUGAUUCUGCCACCAUAGUUACCAAUGUCAUGGGAACUGUCAACCUUCUUGGCCUUGUUGGUGGCUUCCUUGCUGAUGCCAAACUUGGCAGAUACCUCACUGUUGCCAUAUCUGCAACCAUAGCUGCUGUGGGAGUGAGUUUGUUAACU